Atta colombica is the source of this 1931-nucleotide messenger RNA. RefSeq names its product ethanolamine-phosphate cytidylyltransferase (gene Pect). Gene Ontology annotation, biological process: phosphatidylethanolamine biosynthetic process. Gene Ontology annotation, cellular component: cytoplasm. Gene Ontology annotation, molecular function: ethanolamine-phosphate cytidylyltransferase activity. The coding region runs from base 494 to 1549 and encodes 351 amino acids. The record is from RefSeq and is a predicted model, not a curated record. NCBI's taxonomy places the organism in Eukaryota, Metazoa, Arthropoda, Insecta, Hymenoptera, Formicidae. The transcript is spliced from 6 exons.
UAUACUUCAACAUGCUUCAACAUGUUCCUACCAUAGCUUCUUCUUAUUCUAACGAGUGCGUUUAAGUGAGUAGGGAGCCUACGGUUGGAGUAAAUAGGAGCAUGUUGGAGCAUGCGACGCGACAAACCUAUUGCACAACGUAUAUAUGAAACAACGCAUGCGAUCCGACUCACUUCGAGAUUGUUCGAGUCUUCGGGAUAGGUGGCGAGGUCUGACCGAGUCUGGCGAUUACUCCAAGUUGUGCGCGCGCGUGGCCUCUCCCUCCGCCCUUUCGUCCCUCUCUAUCCCUCUUUGAUCAACCCACGGCGGACGUCACUCCGAGACCCGAGUUCGAGUCACUCCAGUUCGGCAGUCACGAUAGUCGCGGUAGGAACUGUGAGAAGAGACAGUCAGUAUUGUCAGUAGUGUCAGAAACUUAAUCGUGUUCCGUCAUGACGGAGGAAAACCGCAAGGAGGUCCGCGUCUGGUGCGAUGGGUGGUAAGUGUCUAUGACAUGGUGCAUUUUGGACAUGCAAAUUCCUUGAGACAGGCGAAAGCUUUAGGCGAUUAUCUGGUGGUAGGUGUUCACAAUGAUGAAGAAAUUACAAAACACAAAGGCCCUCCCGUCUUCACUGAGCAAGAAAGGUAUAAAAUGGUGCGCGGCAUUAAAUGGGUAGACGAAGUAGUCGAAGCUGCACCCUAUGUCACUACAUUAGAAACAUUAGAUAAAUAUAACUGUGAUUUUUGUGUUCACGGCGAUGAUAUCACAAUGACGGCUGACGGCGUGGACACGUAUCAUUUAGUCAAGGCAGCCGGCCGCUACAGAGAAGUCCAACGUACAGCCGGUGUUUCAACGACCGAUCUUGUAGGACGUAUGCUGCUGAUGACACGACAACAUUUUCGACAGGGUGACAACGAAUACAGCGUCGAUAGAGAACCGAGCAAGAGCAUGGGUCAGGAUCGAAACGCUCGGAGUCCGUGGACUGGCUGUUCGCAAUUCUUGCCGACCACACAGAAAAUUAUACAAUUUAGCGACGGCAAAAGUCCGCAGCCGGGCGAUAAGAUUGUGUACGUAGCAGGCGCGUUUGACCUCUUCCAUGUGGGGCACUUGGAUUUCUUGGAAGUCGCUAAGAAAGAAGGAGACUACCUCAUUGUCGGUCUGCAUACCGAUCCCGCCGUUAAUCGAUACAAAUGCGGCAAUCAUCCUAUUAUGAAUCUUCACGAACGAGUUCUCAGUGUGUUAGCGUGUAAGUAUGUUAAUGAAGUUGUUAUUGGUGCGCCAUAUGCAGUGACAAGAGAGCUGAUGGAACAUUUCAAUGUUUCUGUCGUGUGUCACGGACAAACGCCCAUAAUGCCUUGCGAGGAUGGAUUGGAUCCAUACGCGGAGCCCAAAAAGCAAAAUAAAUUUAAAUUGUUAGAUAGCGGUAACGAUAUGACAACGGAAAAAAUUGUUGAAAGGAUCAUUCUUCACAGGUUGGAAUUCGAGGAUAGAAAUUUAAGGAAGGAGAAAAAAGAGCUUGCCGCUUAUGAAGCCUUCAUCAAGUCAAAGAACAAUGACAAGAUUGAAUAAUUGUUUAUUUUGUUUUUUUUUCUGCGAACAUUCGCAGUAUGUAUGUGUGAUGAUUAGAUUUUAUAAAGUCAAUGUGUAAAUACGAUGUCACACCGACACUCAAUUUAUCAUUUCGAAAUGCCUUACAUAGUUAAAUGAAUAAAAUAAAAUGAAUAAUCAAUUAAUAUAUGCUAAAAAUAGCAGUUAGCGAUGUGGAAAUCCACGUUAGUUUUGCUUUGUUGCAAUACAUUAUAUGAUUAAAUAAUAUACAACGACGACGAUUAUGAAAUUAGAUGAAUAUAUGCAAGGUGUGUCAGGACUAUCAUUCUAUGGACAUGGCUUGUUUUUAUUAAUUUUUAAUCCAUUGUUUAAAAAAAAAUAUAUUUUAUUUAGUUACAAAUGA